AUGCUCACCGACAAGACUGGAACCAUGAAAGAAGGUAAGAUGACAACAUCAAAUAAAAACGGUCUCAAAGUUUUUGUAUUGCUUGUAUUUUCUGUAACUUUUCGAUCAUUUCUCCAUAGUUGGGUUGGCUGCUCUUAUGCUGGUGUACCUGGAGCUCUCCAUGAGAGUUGGGAGUGCCCCAAUCUGUCACCAUGAACAGACUGGAUGUCAUACUCCUCCCUUGGAAGACCUCUUUGACAGGGUGGUACAACAGUCUUCAAGAAUGCAUGGAAUCUCUAGUGAUCUGCAGUCUGAGUUUGUGAGUUCAUUUUGUCACAUAUGCAUCCAUUGAUUUAAUAGAAGUUAUCAAACACUCACCUCUAGUCUUAAAACGUUCAGCAGAGUUUUAGCCUGAUUUGUUUGGUUUAUCUCCACAGGGGCGACAUUUCUUUCCCAGCAAGAAUAUCAUAGAAAAACGGAAGUGCCACACACAUGGCAUACUAACACCAGCAGACAAGGAAAACACACAACGGCUUGGAGUGAGCAUGUACAUUUUUGUUGAAAAUCCAUGCACUGUGCUUGACGUUAAGAGACACUUCACCACUGAACUAUUCAAUUUGUUCUUUUAUGUGCAGAGAGAUCAGCUGACAGAAGUAAUCCUGAGGCUGCUGGGGGCCUGGGCUGACCCCUUGUCACAGCUCCUUCAGAGCAUGUCUCUGGAUAAAAAUCAAGACCUCAAUCACCACAACAUCAAUAAAGUGCUGGAGAUCAGUGAUAUGGUGCAUGAGCUGAGGGAUGGAGUGGAAAAAAUGGCUGAAAAGGUAAGGAUCCACUUAUGGUUGCUGAGCAUUGAAUGUUUUGUGAUCUUUCAGGGAUAUUUUUAGCUGCAGUGAAAUAUAUACAUAUAUAUUUUUGUACAUAGAGAUAUUAUUUUUCUUUAUAUGUAUUAACUGUAUGUAUCCUUUUCUUCCAUCCUUCUCAGAUGAAGCUAUUGGGGGUGCUUGGUAAUACCAUAGGUUAUGUCUCUCCUGAGAUCUUGGCUCCUUCUCCUACUGUUUCCUUCUAUAAACAAGGUGAACUCAACUCCAUGGACCAUCAUGACCUACUUUACUGUCUCAACAGAGAUUCCAAUAAAAUCAAAAAUUAUCUUCGUGUCCUAAAGUGCACCACCCUUCCUGGACUGGAUUGUUAA
Xyrichtys novacula (pearly razorfish) is the source of this 1171-nucleotide messenger RNA. NCBI's taxonomy places the organism in Eukaryota, Metazoa, Chordata, Actinopteri, Labriformes, Labridae. The record is from the annotation of a GenBank genome assembly.